AUGUCAGGGCUGAAUAGUGAUCAGCUGCAUCGCUCCACCUUGGGGAUUUAUUCGAGUUUGAUGGAUGACUUCAACCCAAGCUUACAGAAGCUCGUAUCACUGGGAAACAGCUACAUCCAAGCUUUCCAGGCUCUUGCUGUAAAAAGUGAAGCUUACUUCAAUGCACUUUCAAAAAUUGGAGAGAUGGCUCUACACACCAUAUCAUCCCACUCUUUAGGAGAUGUUGUGAUCCAGAUGGCUGCGAACCAAAGGAGACUUACCUCAGAACUGGAGGGAAUAUUUCAUUGGUUCCAGGCAGAAGUUCUUCAGGAGAUGGACAAUAACAUUCGACUGGACAAAGACUACAUAGCAAGCAGCAGGAAACGUUAUGAAAUGGAAGUCCACAACCAGGCGGUGGCUCUGGAGAGACAACUAAGGAGAGGAACUAACCAGGACCAUAGUGAGUAUGUGCAGUUCCUCAGGGAAAGUCACCGUGAGGCUCUGAAGGAGGAGGAGAGGCGAUACCGGUUUGUGGCUGAGAAACAUGGUGGUCUGAUACAGUCCAUUGCACAACUCAUGAAUAAGAAUGUGGGAUCUCUCCAGAAGAAAGCUGACACCUGGUCAGAGGAGGUAAACGCCACCAGGAGACCAGAAACCAAGCAACCCACCUCUGUAGACAACACUGUUGGGAUGAAGGAGGAGGAGUUUAGAAAAAACAAAGAGGAGCAGCUUCUUGGCACAGUACCAUCAAGGGCUCCUUCUCCCUUUGGAAGGGUUUCUCGUUCCGGCUCUGUUGUGGACUCAGUGAGUACUGGAGGCAGAUCCGUGAGAGCCCUGGUGGCCCACCAACCUGGGGGCUCCGACGCCACCCUACUGAACUUCAAAAGGGGGGAGAUGAUCACCGUCCUGGUCCCACAGUCCAGGAACGGAUGGUUGUAUGGAUGUGCAGAAAGCAGCGCACGUCAGGGAUGGUUCCCUGCCUCCUUCGUGGAAGGAAUAGAUGAUGGCUCUAAGCUGACCUCAUCCAGGACCAAGAGCAGCAGCAUGAGCAACCUGCUUGACCAACCAGGAAGUAGCAGCAACAGUGCAGCCCUGCCCCCUGCACCUCCACCACCACCGUCCCAAAUGACCCAAUCGGCCCAACCGGCCCAAGUGGUCACUGACAAACGGCCAGAGUCCAGUUCAGAAAAAAAGAGACCACAACCACACCAAGGACGACCGGAACUCUUCCCCAAGGGUACCAACCCGUUUGCUACAGUGAAGCUGAAACCCACAUCCACCAAUGACAGAUCGGCUCCACGUUUAAGACGCUGA
This is a messenger RNA of Sphaeramia orbicularis (orbiculate cardinalfish), 1293 nucleotides long. It is a transcript of the gene baiap2l2a, whose product is annotated as BAR/IMD domain containing adaptor protein 2 like 2a. NCBI's taxonomy places the organism in Eukaryota, Metazoa, Chordata, Actinopteri, Kurtiformes, Apogonidae. Gene Ontology annotation, cellular component: nucleoplasm; cytosol. Bases 1 to 1293 code for a protein of 430 amino acids. Gene Ontology annotation, biological process: plasma membrane organization; actin crosslink formation; actin filament bundle assembly. The record is from RefSeq and is a predicted model, not a curated record. The transcript has 14 exons. Gene Ontology annotation, molecular function: protein binding.